Molecule: messenger RNA, 615 nt
Organism: Postia placenta MAD-698-R-SB12
Lineage: Eukaryota; Fungi; Basidiomycota; Agaricomycetes; Polyporales; Adustoporiaceae
Exons: 3
Coding region: 16-408 (130 amino acids)
Biological process (GO): respiratory electron transport chain
Source: RefSeq, a predicted model, not a curated record
CAACGGCGUACCACCAUGUUUCGUCUCACUCGGCCUCUGCUCAACCAGCUUCGCAAGUCUACAACAGGCAUCACGGGCCUCAAUGUACACCACGACCCCAUCCCCGAGCUAACGAACGUCUACCAGUCGACGCUCACAAUGCUCUCGUCUAUUCCUGAGACAUCAGUGUACCGACAAGGCGUGGAGGCUCUCACGCAGCGCAAGCUGCAAAUUCUACAAACUGCAAACGGAAGCAUCGCAGACGUGGAGAAGCAGCUGGACGAGGGUCAUAUAGAGGAGUCUUUAGAUAUCGCUACGGACGAAAUGAAGCUAGUCUCGAAGAUGAUUGAGUGGAAGGCAUGGGAGCCAUUGGCUGAGAAGCCAGAGCCCGGACAGUGGCAAUACUUUGGCAAAGCCACCACUGCGUAAUAAGAGUGCAUAGUUGAUAUGGCAUAGCGUGCGCGAAAGUGAACCAGCGUCCAGAGAGUGGUUGGAAGUAUAUCAGAGGUCACUGGGGAUGCUGGUGGGAUCCCAAAACUCCUUCUCGGAUAAAGAUGUACCUCAUAUUGUUGCGCUGUACUCUGGCCUAAUUCGUACACACUCCGGGGCUGAAACGAAUGAUCAUCAGGGUCCAGG